AUUACUCGACUUCCGGUCGAGGAGCAACACAAGAGACGUCCCUGCGGCAGCGGAGAGACACAAUAACAAAGCCAUGGGAGAAAUGUCCGGCUUCGAGAACAGAUUUCACUCGUAUUCCACCACACAGCUACACGAACUGCUGGAGGACGAUGACAAGCUCCGUAAAAUCGUCGGGGAGAUGGACGAGAUGCAGGAUAUGCAGCAGAAUAAAGAGCUGACGAUAGCCAGUAAUCGCAGCCUGGCAGAGCAGAACCUGAGCCUGCAGCCUGAACUGGACCAUCAGAAGAUCCAGCUGACCAAACGCUACUGCUGUUUACAAGACCUGCACGAGUCCUAUCAGAUCCGCAAGUCCACGCUAGGAAACAGUUCACUAGACACAUUAUUGGCUCUUUUGCAAACCGAAGGAGCCAAGAUCGAGGAAGAAACAGAGAACAUGGCCGAUUCAUUCUUGGAUGGAUCCUUGCCUCUGGACAGCUUCAUUGAUGACUACCAGAGCAAGAGGAAGCUGGCGCAUCUGAGGCGCGUGAAGAUCGAUAAGCUACAGGAGAUUUUGCUGAAGGGUGUUCAUCUUCCUCAGGGUUCCUCUAAUGAUCCUUCACAAGCUCAGGAGACCCCAAACUCCACCGCACCUUUCCAAAGGCUAGCUAAUGGUUCUCCAGCUCAUGUAAGACCAUCAGCCACGUCCAACCCUUACAGCUCUCAGAGCGUCGGUGCUCCUCUGCCAAACAUGGUGCCAUCAUAUUCAUAUCCAUACCCACAAGCACUCGCUCAAGGACCCAGCGCUGGUCUUCCUCCACAGGCAGGUUUUAUAUUGCAAUGAUGUUCUUCUGCCUGAACCUUUCCACUAGAAUGUGAAAUGCCAUUUCUCCCCCUUUUUCUUUAGAUGCACUUUGAUCUUCAACAAUUUUGGGUUUGUGACCCAUUUGCAGGUCCACACAGAACUCAGCAGAUAUCUGCACAUUCUCUGCCAGCUGUAUGUAAUAAAUAUUUAGGCAGAUUUAAUUAUCCCUAAUCUCAGCUCUAUUUAAUGCAUUUUACCACAUUUAAAGGGAUAGUUCACCCAAAAAUGAAAGUUCUGUCAUCAUUUAUUUCAAGUUAUUCCAAAACUGUAUGAGUUUCUUUCUUCUGUUGAACACAAAAGAAACUAUUUUGAAGAAUGCUGGUAACCAGACAGUUGAUGGACCCCAUUGACAUCCAUAGUAGGAAAAAAAAAUACUACGGAAGUCAAUAGGCACCGUCAACUGUCUGGUUACCGACAUUCUUUAAAAUAGCUUCUUUUGUGUUCAACAGAAGAAAGAAACUCAUACAGGUUUGGAACAACUUGAUGGUGAGUAAAUGAUGACAGAAUUUUCAUUUUUGGGUGAACUACCCCUUUAAAUCCAGAAAAGUCUGCAGAUUUUGUGUGGACCUGCCUGUUGGUUAACAAUAUAUUAAUAUCAGUUUGUUUGCAGAACACUAAAUGCUAUGAUAUGCAUUAAGACUAUAAUUCAGAAUCAAACGUUUUCAUCAGAGAAGUAAUGUAAGUGACUUAUUAACAAUGGGGGGUAUUGCAUUUCCCAUGUAAAUAUCCCUAUUUGACUGAAAAUGAUAUUGAAACGGAUUUGAUUCUCAAAAACAGGCAGAAAAAUGAUUCUUAUGCACACGUAAGACAAUUUUACUGUGUACUUUUGUAUCCGUGAAGAAACCUUCCUAUCGUCACUGUAAUGAUAAUGAGACGAUAUUGACAUUUUGGACUUCUGGGUUAAAACUGACCAAAGAUGCACUCCACCUGUUCCAUGAGCGCUCCGUUAAGUGGUUUGGAAUAUAGGUUUGUUGGACUUAACCUUUCUUUUUUUUUUUUUUCAUUUAAACAUUAAAUGUUCAAAUACUUAUGUGGCAUUAACAGACCAGCCUGACUGUAGGUCUGCUAUAUGAAGACUUUCCUGGUGUUAAUCAGACUUUAGUAAACAGUUUAAUUAUACUAAACUGAAUCAAACUAUCCUUAAACAGCUACCAUAUUAAAUAGAAGAUUAUAUUAUUGAAAUAAUUAGAGCACUGUUUACAACGUUUCCGAUAUGUAAAGUGAUCUAUUUUGGCACUGUAUUUCUGAUGAGAUCUGUCUUUGCAGAGAAGUGCAGGUACUUUGAUGUAAAAUUGUCAUGCUGGGUUGUGACAAUUCUUGAGCAUGUUUUAUAUGAAGGAUGUUAUUAUGCAAGUCUGUAACGUUAGAAAGUAAAGUCACUUAUACUGAUGUAAGUACAGGUAAAAGAAAUCAAAAUGUGCCUUGCAACAGAACAAACAAGUGGCGUUUAAUGAAGAAAGCAUUUAAUCACACCGUUGCUGUGCUUUGAUAAAUCUUCGAAGCCAUCUACAACUUUUUGUUUCUGAAGACAAUUAAUGGUGCAGAACCCUUUUGAACUGUUUUAUCUAUAGUGUGGUAACCUGUAACACUCCUUAUGUAAAGUACUGUACAUUGUAGCUGUUUGGAUUAGUGAUUUAUUGGUGACUAGAUUUUUUUUAUGCUGAUUAAUAAACCUAAAUGACUAACAAAA
Ctenopharyngodon idella (grass carp) is the source of this 2531-nucleotide messenger RNA. RefSeq names its product VPS37B subunit of ESCRT-I b (gene vps37bb). Gene Ontology annotation, cellular component: ESCRT I complex. The record is from RefSeq and is a predicted model, not a curated record. Gene Ontology annotation, biological process: ubiquitin-dependent protein catabolic process via the multivesicular body sorting pathway; protein targeting to vacuole; protein targeting to membrane. The transcript has 4 exons. NCBI's taxonomy places the organism in Eukaryota, Metazoa, Chordata, Actinopteri, Cypriniformes, Xenocyprididae. The coding region runs from base 74 to 820 and encodes 248 amino acids.